Molecule: messenger RNA, 390 nt
Organism: Pyricularia pennisetigena
Lineage: Eukaryota; Fungi; Ascomycota; Sordariomycetes; Magnaporthales; Pyriculariaceae
Exons: 1
Coding region: 1-390 (129 amino acids)
Source: RefSeq, a predicted model, not a curated record
AUGAAUGCAACAGUUCAUAUUUUCUAUGGGGAUCGCCACGAAAAGUUAUCCCAAUGGCUUCUUCGCAAACGCGGCCUCUUCCUCAAAGUUGAGCGCAUGACAAGCCUGGCCGAAGCACACACAAUCAUCUUUGUCGCUCAGCACACCAACAUACCUGUCCCUAAAAUACACUGCGCCUUUGUACACAAAGGCCGCAAGUACAUUGUCAUGAGCCGGGUCCGUGGAGACCAGCCGGCACGUGGCUGGCACAAAAGGUCCGAGGAGUCGAAGCAGAAAAUCUUCCAACAGCUGCGCUCCACGCUGCAAGAGCUGCGCGCCGUGCCCCAACCAAACGGCGGCAUGGUGGGCUUAUACGCUUUUAACAUGAUGAAGGUGACAAGGUUGUUUUGA